AUGGCAGCAAUACCAACCUACUCUAUGCAAGUUUUUUGGAUCCCUAGAGCUAUUCUUAACCGUAUGGAACAAAUCAUGAGAACAUUCAUGUGGUCGAAGAGGGACAAGAAACGGGGGUGGCAUUUGGUGAAAUGGAGCACGGUUAAAACAGCCAAGGAGGAAGGUGGUCUUGGUGUCCGGGACAUGGCAAUGGCGAAUACUACGCUUCUUGGGAAAGCGGGAGCUUGGGCUCCAAAGCUUCCUAUUGUUCAUAUCACGGAUACGAAACACCGUUUAUGCGAUGUUAUUCAGAAUGGAACCUGGUCCCUGAACACUUUAUACACAGUGCUGCCAUCUGAGAUGCAAGCUUGUUUGCAGAAAAUUGCACCCACGCUGAACAUGACUAGGCAAGAUAAAUGGGUUUGGCGGGAAAGUUCAACGGGUUGUUACAAUGUUAGAGAUGCUUAUAAUUGGUUGAGUGAGCCUGUGAUAGUCGUGGAUGGGGCUGAAUCGUGGCGGUGGAUAUGGAAGCUCAAGGUUCCUGAACGAGGGUUUGGGGCAUAUGGAAAUGGAGGAGUAAUAGUGAUUUUAGGACAAGGCCUGGAGCGUGGAGGAGGCUUGGAGGCACCUUUCUUUGGAGCAUGA
Messenger RNA from Lotus japonicus, 624 nucleotides. RefSeq lists its product as uncharacterized. Bases 1 to 624 code for a protein of 207 amino acids. The transcript has 3 exons. The record is from RefSeq and is a predicted model, not a curated record. NCBI's taxonomy places the organism in Eukaryota, Viridiplantae, Streptophyta, Magnoliopsida, Fabales, Fabaceae.